UUGUAAUAUUAUUGUUAAUUAAUUUAGAUGAUGUCAGCUAGCCGAGGUAUUGCCCGACCUUUAAGCUCAGCCAUUAACUCUGCCCAAUUCUCCAACAAUUCAUCAGUCCUUUUCCAAGAGAAGAAAGCUCAAAGCUUCUCUGCUCUUUCUGCCCUUUCUGCAAUCAGACCAAUCCACACUAGUUCAAUUAGGAAUGAUAUUGAUUCUGCUGCUAAGUUUAUCGAUCCUGGAGCACAUACUGUUGGUGUUGCCGGUUCAGGGGCUGGAAUUGGUUCAGUCUUCGGAAGUUUAAUUAUUGGUUACGCUCGUAAUCCAUCAUUGAAGGCACAACUUUUCCAAUAUGCUAUCCUUGGAUUUGCUCUUUCUGAAGCUAUGGGUCUCUUCUGUCUUAUGAUGGCCUUUUUAAUUCUUUUUGCUUUUUAAGCACCUGAUUCAACAAAAAUUGGCUUAGCUUACCUUAAAGUUUACAAUCACACUCGAUUCAGAUUGUAGUAAUAGUAUUGUUUCGAUUCCAUUUGUUCUAUAUGUAUUGGUUGUAUCAAUGAAUUUAAUGUAACAACAGUUUUGGAAACGAAAUUAAAAUUAUGGACCGGUGAUUAUUGUUUCAUUCAACAUUUUAA
Tetranychus urticae (two-spotted spider mite) is the source of this 620-nucleotide messenger RNA. The record is from RefSeq and is a predicted model, not a curated record. Lineage: Eukaryota; Metazoa; Arthropoda; Arachnida; Trombidiformes; Tetranychidae.